AUGAUGCAAAGCAGUUGGUCAUGUGACCCACUUCCUGUCCAGGGUCUUUAAAUCGUCCUCCGUCCCCUCAGAACAAGACAUCAGAGUCACAGCAACAGAGGCUGAACCUGAGGAUUGUGGGAGUUGUGGUGCAGAUUCUUCUUCGUGGUGUUCUGUGUGACGGCUGCAGGAUGUUUGCUUUCGUGCUGCUGUGUUGUUGGUCCUUCAGUCUGCUGCAGCUCUCCUCCGGUCUGGUUCAUGGAAACAUUCAACUGGACGAAGGUCUUGUCCCUGGCCGCCACAACGAACCCUCAUACCUGGCGGACGCAGAGAGAAGCCACGCCCCUGACCCCGUGCAUGAAUCGUCCCUCCUGCCUAUGGACUCAGUAGAGGACCACUUCCUGAUGGAGCCAGGCUCCUAUGAUGAGGACUCUUCAGCGGCAGCAUUGCAGCUCCAGGGUCGUUCGAUGCGUUCGAUGCCUCGUCGUUGCAUCCCUCACCAGCAGUCCUGUCUGGGCUACCCGCUGCCCUGCUGUGAGCCCUGUGACACUUGCUACUGCCGCUUCUUCAACGCCAUCUGCUACUGCCGCCGAGUCGGCCAUGCAUGUCCUACCAGGCGCACCUAAGGACGCACCUAGGCACGCACCUGGGGACACACUUGGAGACUAGAGACACAACUGGAGACACAUCUGGAGACUAGAGUCACAACUAGAGUCAAAACUAGAGACACACCUGGAGACAUCAUGACCAUGAGCGCCAACCACAGGAAACUUUGUGUAACAUGUUGUAUU
Molecule: messenger RNA, 770 nt
Organism: Mugil cephalus (flathead mullet)
Lineage: Eukaryota; Metazoa; Chordata; Actinopteri; Mugiliformes; Mugilidae
Product: agouti related neuropeptide
Exons: 4
Coding region: 171-605 (144 amino acids)
Biological process (GO): adult feeding behavior; neuropeptide signaling pathway; hormone-mediated signaling pathway
Cellular component (GO): extracellular region
Molecular function (GO): type 1 melanocortin receptor binding; neuropeptide hormone activity
Source: RefSeq, a predicted model, not a curated record